CGUUGAGGGUUUAGGUAGUGUUUGAUAUACUUCGUUCCUUUAUCAAAGUUUCAUUUAAUUAGGAACACUGUUUAAUACAGAGAUAAGGAUAUACUACCAUAGGCAUACACAGAAUACUUCAUAUGCUUUUUACGUUUCCUGAUGCAGAGGGUUCUGAGAAUUUGAUGGCUGGCACUGCGCCGAAGAAACGAUAGUCCAUUGAUUUGUUGAAGAAGUUCAGUAGGUGGCCUCUUAUCGUGAAUACUUGCUGCAGGAUCAACCGUCAAAGUGGAGACCUCGGAGCUGCUAGUGUCGCUGUCCAGCAUAUUCAAGAUGGGGACAGUGCUCAGCUUCAGCCCUCGGGAGCAGAAGCCUUAUUAUGGCGAUUAUACUCUCAAUAAUCACAAUUACGAGGCACUUAAUAACACUCGUAAUAGGGAGAAAAUCAUCAACAACGAAAAUGCUAAUAUUUUAAGCGAGAAGAAUUCUCUUGAUCGCAAUGCGUACAAGAAGCAUUCUUUAUUUAUCAACGCCCUCAGUUGGAAACGUUUUGCCUCCACGAACAAAAAGAAAAUAGAUAACAGAAAUAAGAAUAAUUUAUCGCUUCGUCAGCCUUUGGAUAACAUUCAUCCUUUCAUUGAUAACAACAAAAACAUUCAAAAAGCUCUAAGCUGCUAUAACAUCAGACCAAGCUCGGUAGGUCAACUUGACUUGGUGCGCAACAAUAACCACACUCAUACCCCAACGGACAAACUACCACCAAAGGCUGUCCUAACCUCAGCACCAUCGAGCAACAACCACCAAGACCUACAACAGGUUGCCAAGUACACGACGACUACAGUGCUACCUUUAACACGCCAGCACAUACAACCAGUCCAGCAACUUGUGAAGCAGCAUCAAGUGCUCCCUCAUCACGCUCAUCAUCAGCAACAACAACAGAGGCCCAUACACCCAAAGCAGUUAGGAGGAACAAGUCCUAGCAGAAAAACUGUUAUUCAAGCGUCGACGUCGGAGCUGCUCAAGUGUCUGGGCAGCCACUUGCAGACGACGUGCUCACAGCUGGCAGACUUCCAGGCCGCUGAUGCCGUCAUGUGGCUCAGGACUGUUGAUCGUUCGCUGCUGCUGCAGGGAUGGCAGGACAUCGCCUUCAUAAACCCAGCGAACGUGGUGUUCGUGUACUUGCUGGUUCGCCACUUGGUGACGGACGACAUCGAGAGCGAGCACGAGCUUCAGGCUAUAGUCCUGACGUGUCUCUACCUCUCCUACUCGUACAUGGGCAACGAGAUCUCGUAUCCUCUCAAGCCAUUCCUUGUCGAGGAUGACAAGGACAGGUUUUGGGACCGAUGUCUACACAUUAUCAACACACUCAGCGGUGACAUGCUGCGUAUCAACGCAGAACCAGCUUUCUUCACCGAAGUUUUCACGGAACUUAAAGCAUGUGGUGUACAUCCAUACAACCAUCUCCAUUACCACCACCAUCACCAUCAUCAUAACUUGCACCCCCAGACACCCACAAGCCCUCAUUCCCCAAGCAGCACCAUCAGCAGCAUCCCCAACACUCCCUCCCCUCAACAAGAACAAAAUCCUAUCCUCAACAACGACCACCAACAGCUACAGCGAUCCAAGUCUCAAAGUCUUGCCUUGCCACUUAUGCAAGCACCGCUUAAGACAGCCGCCUGAAUGAGCUCUUUUUUCCAGUACGAGGCCACGAGAUGCACUUUUCGGCCAUUAACUUUCAGGAAAUUUUGGUUUUGCAAUCUGGACGCCGCGUUAUAACGCAGCUAAUUGUCCAGAUAAUUUCGGGACUAACAGCCAACUAGAGGCCUGGUUUUAGAAUAUAAACAAUCAAAAAGCAAUCCCUGAAAUCAGUCACAAAAGAGCUCUUUUGGUGAACAAGUGUUGUUCUCAGUGAAGCAAUUGUUUGUCUGACCAACAAAGUUUUGCAUAAUAGGUUCAAGCAAUGGGUGCUCAAAAACUUUUUCGUAAAGAAGAUUGAAAGGAAUUGAGGUUCGUCUGUUCCAGCGAUGAUGUAAAGCCUAUCUUCCGGCCGUUAAAAACACAGCAAGGGUUGCACUUAUUCCUCGGACGAAAAUGUGAACGUUAUAUUUUCAUACGUCAUGUCAGAAGCUGGAAUUACGUUCAAUCAUGAUGUGAAAUAUUGCUUAGAUGCGAAACGGAAAGUACGAAGGGAAUAAUUGCUCGGUGCGUUUGCCGGAAGUCGAGGCAGGUUCUGAUUCACAGAUACGAGUCACAAAUUAUCUAAUAAAUCCCAAUAUUAUAAGAAUACAAUGGAUGCAUGCUUCUGCUCCUGUUACAUGUUCGUACUGUAGUUAUUUUUGUUAUGGUUUGAAAAAAAAAAUACUCUGUAGGGUUUAUUAGACUUUUUUCGACUUCAUUUACUGUCGUUUGUCGAUAAUUUCACUCAAAUAUUUGAUGCUUGAAUUUGUUUGAUAAAAGCUAAGGUUGUUUUUUGAAACAUCACUCAAAAAUUUUUUAUCACGAGUCAAGUACCAAGAGAUCAUCUUGAUUUACUGCAUAGCUUGACAGUAAAUCGUCAAGUAGUAAUAAUUUGUUUGCAGUCUAGUCAUAGGGCAGCUUACAUUCAAGUCAUAGUCACAUUAUUAAUAUAGAAUUGAAGAUGCCAAAAAGUAGUGAGUUCAAUUUAUGAAUAAGAUGUAUCUACUUCGAUUGGUUUGGAGGCGAACACAUUUGAUGAACCAUACGAAGAUAAGAACCGUAAUUGAUUUAUAUCUCUUUAUACGACUGCAUACUUAACAUUUCUUAUGGAGAUAACGAGUUGGAAGGCAAUUCGGGAUACAACUGUGCAAUCGGCAAUUUUAAACUUAAACCUGAAUGGAAAAAUGUACAAUGUUAAAAAAAUAUCGGCAUCCGGCGCCUAAACACAACUUACGCGUACAACUUACGAAAUAUGCACGCGUGAAUUACGAAUUUUAUUUCCGAUGCAGCCAGUAUUUGAAGGUAAAUAAGUAACUAAUUCUAUAAAGUGCAAUCAAAACACCAAAUUAAGAUUGUACAGAUGGAAUUUUGCCAUAUUUUGCGCCAAAACGAAUUGCAACAUUGAAUUCACUAAUUUUUCCCAAUUUUCAUGUGUGCUUGAUUUUCUCAUUUGUGUUUCGUUUACAGUUUUUGUACAGAUGUAAAAUUGACGUCCAACUACUUACGUAUUUAGUAUAUAAUAAUAAUUAUAGGGAGCUCCUCUAUGAGCAAGCUCAACAUUAUUAAAGUCAGUGGGGCAGUGUAAGCUAUCACCGAAGUUGGCAGUGAAGGAUUUUCCAUCUUGUUUACUCCUAGUGUUCAACGAUGAGAAAUUCAAAAACAAUCGUUUUUUGGUUAGAAGUUGUUUCGUUCAUUUGAGAUUCAAGUUGACGCAGGCAGGCUAAUGGCUUUCCACUCCACGAGAUAAGAUUCUUCAAAGGAAAAGAUAACGUCACUGAAUGGGGUAAUUAUUCGGUGGUAUCGCGCCGUAGGCCCAAGAACGCUGCACCGAAAUUGGUUGUUUCCAGGUUUCGUGAUGUUUGCUAAGCUUUACAUGUUUUAAAUAUCACAACCGAGCCCUAAAAGGUCUCGUGAAAAACAUCUCAGCAUUUUUUAAUCUGCCCUUUGACUGACGCAUUCCUAAAGAGCUUUUCAAUUCUUAUGGAGAUAACCCGAUUUUAGAAGAGGCGAUUCCUGCUUUUUCGUCUCCUUGAAGUCAUUUCUACGUGAUGUGUUCCAAUGUCCACGCCAAUUGUGUAAAAACGAUUAUGUAUUUGACCGUGUAAAUUAGAUGUAGAAACACCAAGUAUUUACUGAAUCUCAAGAUAAUUUGUUUUCGUACCGCAUAACCGUAAGAUUGUGUGGACAUUUCCGAAGGGGAGUUUCUCUACUUUUAGAACUCCAUGCACGUACGGCCCUCCCAAAGGGCAAUUAAACUUAAGUAUUAGUCUUAAAGUUCUUCAGCGUUCGCUGAACUCUUAUUGAAACGCAUCCAUGACCAAAUGUUACAAUAAUCUCAAUCUUGGUAAAAUAGAAUCUCUUUUGCGAGGUCUUGUAUCGCUCUAUUCGCACCCAUCGUCGAAUCUGUUUCUGUUCACCGUUUUUUCCAUGUGAUUUACUCGUAAGAUUUCAGUGAAAGGGUAUUCAAUUUUUAGUGGUGAAACAUUACAUUCAACUCAUCGAACUCUCACAUCACGUGAUAAAAAUAAGGAUCUCAAUGAAUCACAAAACUAUUUACUGUUUUCCACAAUGAUCUUUAAAUUCAUUGAAGGAAUACUUGAUGCUUCAUCACGCUCACACAACAGCCUUCGCUAUUCUUCUAACAUUUGGACCUGGACGAACACUUACAACUUUCAUCUUAAGAUUUCAUAAUACUUUUUAGCCUGAUUAUCAUUGAGAAUACAAGGGGUUCAGUCAAACACUUAGCAUAUAUUCCAAAUUAAGCUUCACAGUAAAACCCUUAGUGGCCAACACUGCAAUCUAAAACCAAAAAUUAGAUUUAUAUCCUUCGUCUACAGAUACAUUACCCGUAGCUGAAGUUAUUCGUAUCUAAAGGUCUGGUAACAAGAGAUACUGUCAGUAGACUACGGGUUAAGUCUGUUUAAAUGUAAAUAUUGUGUGUGUUCAAGAAGCUUCGGGGAUUUUGUGCUUGAAUUAUUUUCUUCGAGUUGUUUGUGCGUCGCGUCGACCUGACGGCUUUUAACAGAAAACAAUCACUAUUAAUUCCAGCCAAUUUAUCUCAGUAAAGUGACGUGAUUUUGUGUCUACCAUUCAAAGGCAAAUUAACUUACCAAGGCCAACACCAAAAAUUUAAUUUUCACAUUCCAAUCUCUCUAAAUAAGCAUGAAAAUAUCACUGAUUUAGCCCAACAUUAAUUACUUAAUUACAGUAAAAAGUAACUCAAAAGAUUUUUUAGUUUCGUUUUUAACAAAAAUUUAAAUGAAGCGAACAGAAAAACCGGCUAUGUCGAGAGCCUGCCUGCUCUGACAUUUUGUCAACAUGAGGGGAUGCUGUGCAAUAUUCUAUGUUUUGGCUGUAAGUCAUAAUAUUUUAACUAACGCUUUGUUGUACGUAUACCGCAUGACGAUAGCCGAGUAUAACAGUAAGUUUUGAUGGUCUGACUGGCUUAGACAUUCCUCUUUACUGGAGCGAGUAAUGCGACCAAACUACAAAGCAACUUUUUCGAACAAAUUUAACCAAGAGUCGAGGUCGAGGCCGGGCAAAUUAUGAAUCUCACUUGUCAAACUCUCAGCCCAUUGAGCUCCCUUCAAAAAAAAAAAAAAAUAAUAAUAAUAAAAUGAUUAAACAGUAAACAGUUCUGUUCAUUUCAAACACAUCACUUAACAGUUCUGUUAAUUAAGUGAAUAGUAAAGUAAAAUUAUUACAUUGACUACGUUUUAUUAAACGUAAGUCAUUACUCUGAUUUUUCCUAAAUAUUGAGUAUUUUCUUCAUUCAUCAGAGGUACACAUCUAUACUAAUAAAUGUACAGGUAAUUAGAACCUUGUACCGCAACGCUACAUUGAAGUGAACUUAACCUUCAUAUGUUGGAUAAAAUGAACAUGUUGGCCCAACACUGUUUUUAUACUUUGGUUAUAAAUGCAUCUUAUUGCCGUUAAUUUAAUCACAUCGUCAAGAUUGCUACACCAUAGAAAAGUUAAAAAAAACCUUGAAAACAUCAGAUUUUUCUGCAUUAUCAACUCUAAUCGCAAUACCUUGCUUUAUAAUGUUAUAUUCUGAACUUCAACGCAUCAGGGAGCUAUAACACGUGGUCGGACAAAACUUUGCAACGCGUUCAUAACAUUUGAGUCAUAAACAAAUAAAAUAUGAUGCUUUGAAAUAAGAGUAAUACUGAGUGCUGAAAAGCUUAAUCCCUGUAAACGAUGUUAUAGUGCAGGUCACGGCAGAAUUUUCUCACGACUACAAAAUAAUGUUAAAUCAGCAAGUAUUUACAUCUAGAAAUAACCGUGUUAAUUUGCUUCAUUGAACCUCAAGCUAUGGAGUAACAUUUCUAUUUGUUUCCUACAUGGAUAGGAAAUUGUGUGCGUUAUCUAUACUUUGAUUAAUAAUAUUUUAUAGAACGCAUAUAUUAGCAGCAUUGGUUAUUUUCAACAUUGUUUAUUAUUCGAGGGCGAUGAACCACAACCAAUUGAGAACCAUUUAUUUUCAACAUUGUUGAUUAUUUAAGGGUGAUGAACCAAAACCGGUCCAACGCGACUCAUUCUAAAAAAGAACUUUGAUGGAGUACGAGAGAGUAGAAACAAUUUAGGCUUGAGAGAUUAAGUGGAUGUUGGUCACAAUAUUUCCUCAUUGUAAACCAUUUGUUUGUAAAAACAUUUUAGUAGCACCAGGUGAUUCUUAUCUAGUCUAGCUUCUCAAUUAAUGUUUAGUUGUAUCUCAUUUGUUUUGUUUAAUAUUUUCUAGAACUUACGUCUCUAUUUAUCUAUCAGUAAAUGAAGGCGAUAAAUGAA
Molecule: messenger RNA, 6444 nt
Organism: Hyalella azteca
Lineage: Eukaryota; Metazoa; Arthropoda; Malacostraca; Amphipoda; Hyalellidae
Gene: Cdk5alpha
Product: cyclin-dependent kinase 5 activator 1-like
Exons: 2
Coding region: 313-1659 (448 amino acids)
Biological process (GO): activation of protein kinase activity; positive regulation of cyclin-dependent protein serine/threonine kinase activity
Cellular component (GO): cytoplasm; protein kinase 5 complex
Molecular function (GO): cyclin-dependent protein serine/threonine kinase activator activity; protein kinase binding
Source: RefSeq, a predicted model, not a curated record